Molecule: messenger RNA, 3638 nt
Organism: Opisthorchis viverrini
Lineage: Eukaryota; Metazoa; Platyhelminthes; Trematoda; Opisthorchiida; Opisthorchiidae
Exons: 17
Coding region: 1701-3311 (536 amino acids)
Biological process (GO): protein phosphorylation
Molecular function (GO): cGMP-dependent protein kinase activity; ATP binding
Source: RefSeq, a predicted model, not a curated record
CUUUGAUCUCGUUAUAGUGGAUGAAUGCCAUCGUGUCGUGAUGCUGUAGUGGGUUUGGUACUCAAAAUGGUGCAUUCAUAAUUGUCUUGCGAUCAGCAAACAUACGCGGCACACAAAACGCAGAGACGAAUGAGUUUGUGUGUGCUGUCGAACCCGCAGAAGAGGUCGUCAAAUCUUAUGGCCAGCGUGCCAGCAAUCACGCGAGCAGCGAAAGAUGUCACCCGAUUUAUGAACCAAUCAGGUAACAGUUUGCUUUCACCAAUGGGAAUAAUGCCUCUUGGAGGCAUUGCUUGUGGUCUCAUUGCCCAAUGACCAUUGGUCCUCUGGAAAUUGCCGUCGAAUUUGUCGGAAAACUUGAACAUCUACCCCCACCUAAGCAACCACAAAUUCAUACUUGGAGUAUUCUGUGAAAGUGACCAAAAGAAAGUGGGGUUCUACAGCGUGGUUUGGCUCAAACUCAGUUCCCGAUAUUUUCGUUUCGAUUGCUGAUUUCGAGUGGAACUACGUUGUCCAACAAUUUCUGACAUACCACAAACUUCAACAGUGAAAUAGUCGGCCUCAAGUUAACCUUGCCUUGGCAAGGACAAUUCAAGUUCUGGCAGUUUUAUGCCCAAUCACAAACACCAUCGUAAAAGUGAAGCCAGUUCUACAGUAUUCAGAGCAUCGAAUUCCGUGAGUCUAGACGACUCGAGUGUGUUUUCGGAACUAGGAUUGGAAAUUCCAAAUUACGAAAAAUUUGGAGGGUCAUCGAGCACAACAGCACGUUGCCGAACUCAUCGUCAAUCAACUCGCUUCAGCCGGAAAUACUACCAUCCGAACCCAUAUAUCCUGCGUUCAACUAAGUUUAGCAAUCUUCCGAAGGCUGCAAUGAUAUCAGAACCCCCUAUGGAAGGAAGCGGUACGUUGUUCGAUUCGGCUUGCACCCCUCAUGAGCCGGUGAAGCACAAUUCUAUUCUUCUGGAAGAAACUUCCAUCGGACAUCCUAUGGACGAUCAACAAACUUAUAGUAGCUUAAAUCCUCAUGUGUCUUUUGGAUUCGUAGAACCACAGGCAGGUUCAGACCAUCGUCAUCAACAUUCUCAAACUGUGAUAAUUGAUGGGAAAACAUACGAGGUGACCGAGUUGAUUGCAGUUAUCAACCGAUUAAAGCAAGAUGUUCGUGUAUGCACUGAAAGGAUUAGUUGGCUUGAAGCUGAACUUCAUCAAUCAAAGCUGACUGUCAGUGCUAGAGAGCGUGAUAUCCACAAGCUUCGUUCUGUGCUUGAUCAGAAGGUCCCUACUCAACCUAUUCGUGGAAUUCAGAUCUCUAAAGCCAUACCAGAAGAUGCUAUACAAGCUUCUACUCAGGCUGUAGGACUGGACGAAAUCAGUGCACAACUUCAACAUGUUGCCGAACCGAUGCGUGUGAAAAAGCAGGGUGUUUCAGGAGAAAGUCAGACGCAACAACGAACUUCAGGUCUUGUUCAUCAUCCCAAGGAUGCUCGGUCGAGUCAUCUUAUCCGUGAGGCAAUUGAAAAUAAUGAAUUCCUACGGCAUUUGGACGAAUCACAAGUAGAGGAGAUUGUCAAGUGCAUGUACAAAAAGCAUAUUGCUCAAGGAGCCUACGUAAUUCGAGAAGGCCAGACGGGUGAUGCGUUAUAUGUCGUCGCAGAGGGUGUGAUGGAAGUAACGAAGAAUGAUCAGCUACUUCCAGAGGGUGGAUGGAAGUAACGAAGAAUGAUCAGCUACUUGGCCGAAUGGACGUAGGUCGAGCGUUUGGUGAACUGGCUCUGUUGUACAAUUGUAACCGAACUGCGUCCGUUCGAGCCGUUACACAAGCCUCAGCAUGGACACUGGAUCGUCACGUGUUUCAGCAAAUUAUGAUGUCGUCUUGUCUCCACAGACAUGAGGAAAACUUCAGCUUCCUUCAAAGUGUUCCUGCCUUGAAGAGUCUCCCAGUGGCGAAAAUGCACAAACUGGCCGAUGUCCUUGAAACGGUCUACUACGGUCCUGAUGAAUAUAUCAUUCGAGAAGGGGAAAUCGGUGAAACUUUCUUUAUCAUCCAGUCGGGAAAAGUACGGGUCACGAAAUCUGUUGGUGACUGCCAAAAGUCGAAAGAGAUUCGCCAGCUUUAUGCCGGGGAUUGUUUUGGUGAGAAAGCAUUAUACAAUUCUGAAAAACGCAGUGCGAAUGUGAUUUCUAUGGAAUCGGGAGUCUAUCUGUUAUCCCUGGAUAGAAGCAAUUUUAUCCACCUGAUUGGAGAUUUGAACGAAAUAAAGUCGAAGGAUUAUGACAAGCUGGAAGACAGGGCCAUCCACCCUACCCAAGAUGAAGAAGCGUCAAAAUAUCGUGAAGUCCCAGGAGAACCCACUGAACAGGUGAAAUUGACGGAUCUGGAGCGGGUGGCUGUCCUGGGUGUUGGUGGAUUUGGCUGUGUGGAUCUCGUUGUCUGGACAAAAGAUCCCUCGAGGUCGUUUGCUCUGAAACGAAUGAAGAAACAUCACAUUGUCCAGACACGGCAACAGGAGCACAUUUGUUCUGAGCGGCAAAUCAUGUUACAACUGCGAUGCAACUUCAUUUGUCGACUUUAUUGCACGUACAAGGAUUCAAAGUACGUAUACAUGCUCAUGGAAUCCUGCCUUGGCGGUGAACUCUGGACUGUUCUCCGUAACCGAGGGCGAUUCAACGACGUGGUCGCUCGCUUCGUAGUUGCCUGUGUUCUGGAAGCCUUCACAUACUUGCACACCCAAGGCAUUAUCUAUCGGGAUUUGAAGCCAGAAAACUUACUUUUGGACGAGAAUGGUUACGUCAAACUAUGCGAUUUUGGUUUCGCGAAACGCAUUGGUUUGGGGAAGAAGACUUGGACAUUCUGUGGCACACCGGAAUAUGUCGCACCGGAGAUCAUCCUGAACAAAGGCCAUGAUUAUUCUGCCGACUAUUGGUCUCUGGGUAUUCUGAUCUUUGAGCUACUCACUGGAAGCCCGCCGUUCACUGGAUCUGACCCGAUGAAAAUAUACAAUGUCGUGCUCCGUGGUAUAGACGCGAUUCAAUUCCCAUCGCAAUAUAUCAACCGCUCAGCUACCACAUUGAUCAAACGACUGUGUGCUCACAACCCGGCACAACGACUUGGUUACGGCCUCGGUGGAACAAUUGAUAUAAAACAAAACAAGUACUUUCAAGGAUUCGAUUGGAUUGGUUUACUUCGAAGAACAUUAACGCCACCAAUUCGACCACAGGUAACUGGCCCGACGGACGUGUCAAAUUUCGAUAAAUACCCAGAUAAGAUUGAAUAUCCUCCGGACGAAAUGUCCGGGUGGGAUGCAGAUUUCUAAUUUUGCAUCCCCUGUAUCAUGCCCAUGUGCUGCGAGUUGGUGCACAUAGCCCCUACUUUGUCUUGUAGUUCCCCGAUUGAAAAGCUCUUUAUCUAUACAAGUGAUUUGAUGGAGUCUUUCGUGAGGCUAGUGCGUAUUCACAAAGGAACAAUCGCACAAAACCUCAAAGCUUCAGUGACCUAGUUAAUUUACUUCACUUGUUCAACACUCUGUGAAUGAAUUUCUCACAGUGGGAAAUGCGGUUGGCAUGUUUUAUUCUUGUAUCCCCGUGGUUUACUCAACCACACUGUACAGUUCCCUUGCAACAUUAAAAACAGCAGAUAUCCC